AUGACCAGGUGCGUUUGGACAAUAUUGUUUCUUCUCUCUGCCCUUUUCCUUCAGACAGAGCAAACAGUGUUUAUAUCAGCUGAUGACGCAAACAAUGUUAUCAAGAGACAGCGGCGUGCCAGCUCCCUACUUUUGGAGGAGGUCCUCCAAGGCAGCUUGGAAAGGGAAUGCCUUGAAGAGAGAUGUACACAGGAAGAAGCAAGAGAAGUAUUUGAAAACGAUGACAUGCUCAAAAUGUUUUGGGAUGUCUACUAUGGUGGCAGGAGGUGUUCUUCAAGCCCUUGCCUGCACAACGGCGUGUGUGAGGACAGCAUUCGUGGCUACACCUGCACCUGUGCUGAGGGCUACGAGGGAGAGAACUGUGCUUUCGCUAAAAAUGAAUGUCACCACCAUGCAAAGGAAGGAUGUCACCACUUCUGCUACCCAGGAACUAAUUCCUACCGUUGUUCCUGUGCUGAUGGCUAUGAGCUCGGGAAGGACAAAAAACAGUGCAUCGCGUUAGAUCAAUGUGCAUGUGGCAGACUUCAAGACAGUGAUAAUCUGAUAAGUGAUACCAGGAAGAAAGGAGAUGAGCGAUUUCCUUGGCAGGUCCUGCUGAUAAACUCAGAAGGGAAGGGCUUCUGUGGAGGAGUGCUGCUAAAAAGUAACUUUGUAUUGGCUACAGCAGAGUGUGCCCUCCUGCACAGCCAUUUUGAAAUCAGAGUUGGUGCUGGACCUAAUGGAACAAGUGGAACUGAGAAGAUAAUGCAAGUUAGUGAGAAGCACAUACACAUCCGGUAUGAUGAAGACACUGGUGAGAAUAACAUUGCGCUACUACAACUCCAAGAACAUGUUGAGUGCAACAACCACCAGCUUCCUGUAUGCAUCCCUGAAAGAGACUUUGCAGAACACAUUUUAAUUCCAAAACUGGCUGGUACAGUCAGUGGCUGGAGAAUGGAAGGUGAUGAACUUCAAAGUGAGGAGUUGCAGGUUUCAUACCUUCCUGCUGAGGACUGCAAACAAAUACUCAACAUAAGCCUCACAAACAGGCAGUUUUGUGGACACCUUCAGGAGGCUGUAGACAAACAACUGGCUGGAGGAAGCUUUUUAGCUACUGAGUAUAAGGGCACUUGGUUUCUGACUGGGAUUCUGGGAUCUUGGCCACUAGAAGACACUGACUGGGAAACACUUCUAUUCACUAACACCGCGAGGUAUAUGAUAUGGUUUAAACAAAAAAUGAAAUAAGACACAAACACAACCAAGCCUCCAGCACCAAACCUCUACCCAUCACUGCAAGGAAACAUCUGGAUGCAGGCAGUACACCCAUUUGACUCUGUUGCAACUUCCAUUGCUGCAAAUUGUGAUAAUGUAACUCAAAUUCAUAAAAAGCCCGUUUGUCUUUCCUUCUGCUGACAAUUCAGUGAAAGUCAUGAUGCAGUAUAUCUAGUUAUUUUACUAAAAACUGACUGAACUUUUAAGUUUCCUAGAACUGUUCAUCCUAAAACUCAAACUGUUUUUCUGGGAUUUUAAAUCUUGCUAGAAGAAAAUGAGUCUUUUUAAUUUUUGUUACCCUGAGGGUUUGAUUCAACAAAUUCAUAUUCUUAUUUCAGCAUCCAUACCAGUAAAACUUAUGAAAACCAGAGGAACUCCAAGCCUUUAAAUGCCUGUCUUGAUCUAGGACUUGACACUCUCAUCACACUAAAAAAACGUUUCUCCUCAUACAUGGUACCUGUGUUUUCCCUUACGAAUUAUGUCCUCAUCAGUUAGUGGCUAAAAUAAAACCCAGCUCUCAAAGAUGGGGAAAAAUUGUUUUAUUUCCUUUAAAAAUAAUAAAAAAAACCCUAAACUACUGUCCUGCUGCUAUGGACAAAGUUAUGUUGUAUCACCCCUAAACAGAACUCCCACUGUAGUAACACUUAAAAUAAUGGAUCCUGUGGCAGUAUUUUACCCAGAAGCAGAAUAAAACCGAGUAUGGAUAAGUUACUUAUAUAUGCUUUUGUUCAUUGUAACAAA
Messenger RNA from Athene cunicularia (burrowing owl), 1992 nucleotides. It is a transcript of the gene PROZ, whose product is annotated as protein Z, vitamin K dependent plasma glycoprotein. The record is from RefSeq and is a predicted model, not a curated record. Lineage: Eukaryota; Metazoa; Chordata; Aves; Strigiformes; Strigidae. The transcript has 8 exons. Gene Ontology annotation, cellular component: extracellular region. Bases 1 to 1224 code for a protein of 407 amino acids. Gene Ontology annotation, biological process: proteolysis; blood coagulation. Gene Ontology annotation, molecular function: calcium ion binding; serine-type endopeptidase activity.